This is a messenger RNA of Solanum verrucosum, 1304 nucleotides long. RefSeq names its product 26S rRNA (cytosine-C(5))-methyltransferase NOP2B-like. The record is from RefSeq and is a predicted model, not a curated record. Gene Ontology annotation, biological process: maturation of LSU-rRNA; rRNA base methylation. Gene Ontology annotation, cellular component: nucleolus. Gene Ontology annotation, molecular function: rRNA (cytosine-C5-)-methyltransferase activity; RNA binding. NCBI's taxonomy places the organism in Eukaryota, Viridiplantae, Streptophyta, Magnoliopsida, Solanales, Solanaceae.
AGCCACUGGAAAAGGAGGAUCUUUUUAGUGACGGUGAAGGAACUGAUGGAGAUUUUGAAGAAGAUGGAGGUUCUCGUGAUGAAUAACAACAGGAAAUGAACUCAGAUCCUCACAUGUCUUCUGACUUGGAUGACACCUUUGCUGCUGAUAUAUUAGCAAGCGGUGAUGCUGACGAUGGUUUCGAUGUUCAUUCGGAUUCGGAUGUAGAUUCUGAUUCAGAUGCAGAUGAUACUGAUCUUGUAAGGAAGUCAAAAGCUAUUGAUGAUGAAAGGAAAAGAGAGGAGGAUGAUGGUUAUUUAGAAUUGCAGCUCAAUAUUAAAGAAGAAGCUGGGUUCAGAUUUCCAACAACUGAGGAGCUCGAAGAAGAAACAAAUAGACCCCCGGAUCUCUCUAAUCUCCAAAGGAGGAUAAAAGAGAUUGUUCGGGUGCUUUCAAAUUUCAAGUCAUUGAGGCAAGAAGAUGUGACACUUAAGGAUUAUGUUGAUCAACUUAAAAGGGACUUGGGUUCAUACAAUGAUUUUCUCAUUGAAUCGUUAGUGGAGCUGUUUCCCCUUGUUGAGUUGAUUGAACUUAUUGAAGCAUUUGAAAAGCCCCGGCCAAUUUCUCUGCGGACAAACACUUUAAAGACUCGCAGACGGGAUUUAGCAGGUGUUCUUCUUAACAGAGGUGUCAAUUUGGAUCCACUAAGCAAAUGGUCAAAGGUUGGACUAGUUUUAUAUGAUUCUCAAUUUCCAGUUGGUGCCACUCCUGAGUAUAUGGCUGGUCACUACAUGCUCCAAAGUGCGAGUUCGUUUCUGCAUGUAGUGGCCCUUGCCCCUCAAGAGAAUGAACGUAUUGUUGAUAUGGCUGCUGCUCCUGGAGGCAAAGCAACUUAUGUUGCUGCACUGAUGGAAAAUAGUGGUAUCCAUUUCCUUAAUGAGAUGAAGGAGUCGAGAAUUAAAUCACUCACUGCUAACUUACAUCGCAUGGGGGUAACAAAGUCAAACACCAUUGUCUGUAACUAUGAUGGAAGAGAGCUACCUAAAGUCUUGGGUCAGAACACUGCCAAUAGGAUUUUGCUGGAUGCUCCCUGCAGUGGCACUGGGGUGAUUUCCAAGGAUGAGUCUGUUAAAACUUCAAAAACUGCUGCAGAUAUACAAAAUUGCUCGCACUUGCAGAAGGAACUGAUACUUGCAGCAAUUGACAUGGUCGAUGCCAACUCAAAAUCAGGUGAAUACAUAGUGUAUUCUACCUGCUCCAUUAUGGUUGAUGAGAAUGAAGCAGUUAUAGACUAUGCACUCAAGAGAAGAGAUGUUAAACUAUAA